AUGCGAAGGAGACGCAUUCCUCCACGGGAGGAUGCAGUCUGUCAUGUUUCUGCUGGAAGGGACAAACUGGGACUUGAUAUCCACUACAUAAAUGCCUUCAAAGGUCGGGGCAUUUUCACGACUGUUCUAUUCCAAAAAGGAGACUUCCUUUUGGAAUACAGAGGUAAACUCAUAACAAAAGAAGAAUGUGAGCGGCGACACAGAGUUUAUCAUGACAGCCUGAAGGUGUUCAUGUUUGAAUUCAAGUUUGAUGGAAAACUCUGGUGUGUGGAUACAUCUCAAGAAGAUGGGUCAUUAGGCAGACUUGUCAACGACAACCACAUCAGUCCAAGUGCUAAGAUGAAAAUAAAAGUCCAGUUUGGUCUGGUGUGCACAACAAUAUCAUCUUUGGACAAGUGCAUUCAGUGUGUGGGACCGGUUUCCUCCUUCAAGUGGCUUGGCUAUAAGUGCAAAGGUGAGACAUUUAGUGAAUAG
Molecule: messenger RNA, 474 nt
Organism: Neolamprologus brichardi
Lineage: Eukaryota; Metazoa; Chordata; Actinopteri; Cichliformes; Cichlidae
Source: RefSeq, a predicted model, not a curated record